AUGUUUGAUGUUGGGUUGGCUCGUCGCUUUUCUGGCAGUCAGUCUGAUACGGAUCAAUUUUAUCGUCAAAUGGAGGCCAAAAAUCCCACAGAAAUAGCUAUGCAAGAAUUUGGCAGCGCUCGUCAACAUGCUGGUGUUGCCAGCCGUUCGGAAGCGACACUUUUUGAGGAUCUAAGGAGAGAGCGAUG
Messenger RNA from Opisthorchis viverrini, 188 nucleotides. RefSeq lists its product as hypothetical. The annotation marks the transcript as partial. The transcript has 2 exons. The record is from RefSeq and is a predicted model, not a curated record. Lineage: Eukaryota; Metazoa; Platyhelminthes; Trematoda; Opisthorchiida; Opisthorchiidae.